Messenger RNA from Rhododendron vialii, 2524 nucleotides. Its product is annotated as farnesylcysteine lyase. The record is from RefSeq and is a predicted model, not a curated record. The transcript is spliced from 5 exons. Bases 896 to 2368 code for a protein of 490 amino acids. Gene Ontology annotation, biological process: prenylcysteine catabolic process; prenylated protein catabolic process. Lineage: Eukaryota; Viridiplantae; Streptophyta; Magnoliopsida; Ericales; Ericaceae. Gene Ontology annotation, molecular function: prenylcysteine oxidase activity.
UGGGAAGAAAACGAGAGAGAGAGAGAGAGAGGACGAAGACGAAGACAGAGAAGACUACCUCGUCGCCGGAGUUGUUUGUUUUCCAGUUUGGAUGCCUGAUGGAGAGAGAGAGAGAGAGGCGGAGAAAUCAGUGGGUGGUUGUGGUGGGUUUUAGAUCUGGAAUUUUAAUCCCAUACAAUUCUCAUCUUUCUUUUUCUGAUCAGGGAGGGCUUUGAUCCAAUGGGUGGGAUGCCACCCUUUUAUACGUAGUUUUCUUUUUCUUCUCUCUAUUUUAAUUUUUUUUUUCUAAUAAAAUUGAACUUUUUUUUUUACAGUAUUUUAGAAUCUUCUCACAAAUUAAAAAAAUAAUGGUUAAUGGUAUGAAAUGAGUCAUAUGAAAAAAAAAUCCAAGAAAAAAAAAGUUUAAACAUAUAAGGUUUAAACUUUUUAAAGAUUUAAUGAAUUUACUUUAUUUCACAAUUAAUGAUAAAUAUGUAUUUGGUCUAAUUAUAACGAAAUUAAUCUAAUUUGUCCAUUAAAAAUAAUAAAUUAAGAGUAAUUAAGUCAUUUGAUAUCUUAUCCCAGUAUUUUCACCCUCCAAAUCAUUCUUUUCAAAAAAAUCAUGUAAACAUCUCGUUACAAAUUCACAAUUUUUAAAAAAUAAAGUCACAUUUUUUAAUAUAUCACUUCAUCAUUACAUAUCCAUCUCCCUUCUAUAUCUACCGAAAAUAAAUCCUCCAUGGUAGAUUGGUAGAGCAUGCGAGAGUUGACUUGUUAAAAGGUUUGGCGCGAAUCGGAAACCUGGGGAAAAUAGGCGGAUAGGAUAGUCAUAUACAGUUCAAAGUAACAGCAGGAGAGGGAAGGGAGUAAGAAGAAGAAGAAAGAAGUAGGGGAAGAGAGAAUAGGAGAGCAGAAGAUGAAGAAUACUAUGUUCGGUGUUUUAUUUUUCUCUCUCCUGAUCCUCUCCGCUCCAUCAUCAUCAUCAUCAGCAUCGGAGGGUGUAUGCAUAAUCGGGAGCGGCAUCGGCGGAUCCUCCGUUGCUCAUUUCCUCCGCAAAUACUCCGAUUCCGAACUAAUAAGGAUCCGAAUAUUUGAACGCCAGGGCGUGGUCGGCGGUAGGAUGGCAACUGUCUCCGUCUCCGGCGAGACCUUCGAAGCCGGCGCCUCUAUUCUCCACCCCAAGAACUACCAUGCCCUCAACUUCGCCAAAUCAUUCAACCUCACCAUUCAGACCCCCUCUUUGGACUCUGAAUCCUCGUUCGGCAUUUGGGACGGCCAUAACUUCCUCUUCAAAACUUUCGAUUUAGAUUUCAAAUUUCCCUUUUUUCAGAAGAUCCUUUCUCUCGCCAAUUCAUUCCUCAUGUUCUUUCGUUACGGCUUCUCUCUCUUCAGAAUGACUAACUUUGUCGAGACUACUGUGGAUAACUUCUUGAAGUAUUAUGAAAGCUUUGAAUCGAGGCCUGUCUUUGAGACUGUGGAUGAGAUGCUUACAUGGGCGGGUUUGUAUAAUCUCACCUCUCGGACAUUGGAAGAGGAAUUGUUAGAUGCUGGAUUGUCUCCUCUGCUGAUACAGGAGCUUGUAACCGUAAUCACAAGAGUCAAUUAUGGUCAAAGUGUCAGCAUCAGUGGACUUGCUGGUGCAGUUUCCUUGGCAGGCGCUGGGGACGGAUUGUGGUCAAUUGAAGGCGGGAACUGGCAAAUUGUUGCUGGAUUAAUAAACAGUUCCCAUGUCGAAUUGCACCUCCGGGAAGAAAUAGAAUCAAUUUCUUACCUUGGAGAUCACUAUGAACUCAACUCCACCAACGGAAAUAGUUACCCAUGUGAGGUCACAGUCAUCGCUACACCCCUGGAUGAGCAAAAUAUUAGUUUCACGCCCUCGAUUUCAAUACCAAAUAGGAGCUUACAUCACACCCAUGCAACUUUCGUUAGAGGCUUCUUGAAUCCAGCAUAUUUUGGUGUGAGCACCGGAUCAGAAAUUCCAACACUAGUGGGCACCAUAGAGAGUCAUGACCUUCCAUUCUCAAGCAUAUCUGUCCUCAAGCAACAUAGUGAGAAAGAUGCAACUUACAAGAUAUUUUCUCGUAAACCAAUGGCUGAUGCGUUACUGGAUCGCAUAUUUAGCAUACGGAUAGAGACACUCAGAAUAAACUGGGGAGCCUACCCUCGUUAUAAUGCUCCUGAGAGGUUUGCACCAUUCGUGUUAGACGGUCAGCAUUUGUACUAUGUGAAUGCUUUUGAGAAUGCAGCCAGUACCAUGGAAACAAGUGCCGUUGCAGCAGAGAAUAUUGCAAGACUCAUCCUAUCACGAUCCUAUGGUAAAACGAAAUCAAGUUCAUCAAACUUGAAGAGCUCUACCUCUAAUACCUACGAUCUACAUUCUGAUUUGUAAGUUAAAUUGGUCGUCAUGAAACUUGGAUGCAUUUGAAUAAUAUUGAAAAUCUGGCACUUGAUGUAAUUGUGGUGUGGUAAUGUUGCGAAAAAGUGGAAGUUGUAGGGAACUGAUGGUUUUUCAAUUUGUGUGAAUGAGAGCUGAUAAACUAUGCUA